AUGGCCAAAUAUUAUUCUUGUUGCAAUUUCUUGAUCUUUUUUGCUCUAUUUUUGAAUAUUUGGGUGUGCGCAAAUGCGCAUUUUAAUUAUAAAGAAGCCUUAACGAAAUCCAUUAUUUUCUUGGAGGCCCAAAGGUCGGGGAAACUUCCUCCAAACCAUAGGCCUCCAUGGAGAGGUGAUUCCGCUCUUGAUGAUGGAAAAGAAGCCGGUGUUGAUUUGGUUGGGGGAUACUAUGAUGCUGGAGAUAAUGUCAAGUAUGGCUUUCCAAUGGCGUUUACGGUUACCACAUUGGCAUGGGCUGCGUAUUUUUAUGGGCCCGAGAUUCAAGAUUCCGGGGAAAUGAAUAAUCUUCUUGAUAGUAUCCGAUGGGGCACCGAUUAUCUUCUCAAAGCUAGUGUUCAGGAUAAUCGUUUGUUUGUUCAGGUAGGAGAUCCAAAAGCUGAUCAUCAAUGUUGGGUGAGGCCCGAGAACAUGAAAACACCAAGAACGGUGCUGGAGAUCAAUCAAAAUCGUCCUGGAACCGAGAUUGCUGCUGAGACCGCUGCUGCUUUGGCUGCUUCAUCUAUUGUUUUUCGCGACGUUGAUAAGCCUUAUGCCGAGAACCUGCUUAACAGGGCCAAAAAGCUCUUUCAAUUUGCUGAGGAGCAUCAAGGAACUUUCGAUGGCGCAUGCCCUUUCUAUUGCUCUUACUCUGGUUAUAAUGAUGAGUUACUAUGGGGGGCAACAUGGUUAUACAUAGCCACAAAGGAUCAACAAUAUUCACAAUAUAUACUAGAGGAGUCCACCUCUGCUGUUGUUUAUGAGUUCAGUUGGGACCUCAAAUUUGCUGGUGUGCAGGUCCUUCUUUCCCAGUUGUAUUGGGAAGGGCAAAAGGAAUUUCAAACGUUCCAAGAACAAGCCAAUGGAUAUAUAUGUUCAGUUCUUCCUGAAAGCCCUUACCGUCAACCUUUUAUGACCCCAGGAGGGUUGAUUCACUUUAGAGACGGUGCGAAUUCACAAUAUGUGACAUCCACGGCAUUUCUUUUCAGUGUGUACAGUGAUUUGUUGGCUAAACACAAUAUCCAAGUCACUUGUGGUGAUAAAACCUUCACUCAUGUGGAACUCAUGGGUUUUGCUAAACAAGAGAUGGAUUAUUUACUAGGAAAUAAUCCGGUAAAAAGAUCAAUAAUGGUAGGAUUUGGUCAAAAUCCACCUCUCCACGCGCAUCAUAGAGGUGCAUCGGUGCCAAUGAUGGCUCCAACCGAAGAUGUAAACUGUGGGAUGAGCUUUGUUUACUGGUACAACACAGAUGCACCCAACCCUAAUGAACUCACAGGAGCCAUUCUGGGUGGCCCUGACAGGGCGGAUAACUUUAUAGACUCACGAGUUAAUUCAUCCAUGACGGAGCCUUGUACAUAUAUCAAUUCACUUGCGAUUGGCGUCCUUGCAAAGUUGGCAAAACAUCAUAUCUCAUCAUGAUGAUCAUCUGAAUAUAUAGAAGCUUAAUUAUACAGAAUUGAACUCUAAUAAGUUAGGGUUGUCCUCAUGUGGGUCAUAUAUAGCAUAUGUAGAAAUAGAUCAUUAUUAGAGCGAUAAUUAUUGUUUCAGAAUUGACAUUAAUCCAAAACCAUUUCUUUU
This is a messenger RNA of Erigeron canadensis, 1617 nucleotides long. RefSeq names its product endoglucanase 16-like. The transcript has 8 exons. Lineage: Eukaryota; Viridiplantae; Streptophyta; Magnoliopsida; Asterales; Asteraceae. The record is from RefSeq and is a predicted model, not a curated record. Gene Ontology annotation, molecular function: hydrolase activity, hydrolyzing O-glycosyl compounds. The coding region runs from base 1 to 1458 and encodes 485 amino acids. Gene Ontology annotation, biological process: carbohydrate metabolic process.